AUGUCAAAAGAAGAGUUACCGCAAAACAAAAAAAGAGAGCAAAUAGUCGAGCAUGUGUUGCUGAUAGGCACAGGAGCUAUAGGUAUAUUGCACGGCUACCUACUAGAGAAAUCAGGGAAGAUAAAAGUGACGGCUAUAUGUCGAUCAAAUUACGAUACAAUGAAAGACAGUGGGAUUACUAUUAAAUCGAGUAGUUUUGGAAGCUGUAUUUGGAGACCACACAGAGUGAUGCGUAGCAUCGAGGAAGCUUCCGAUCGCGAAUACAAUUACGCCGUAUGUGCAUUCAAGUGUCUACCUGAUGUAAUACCCACUGAAAGAGUUCUGGGUGAGGUGCUUACUCGCGUCAAGUGUGUAGUAUUGCUGCAAAAUGGUGUAGGUAUCGAACGGUCUUUACAGAUGGCUCGGCCUGAUAUUCCUAUUAUCUCGGGCAUAGUUUGGGUCGGUGUUAAUAUACGUGACAAUAUACUUGUACACGAGGAUUUCGAGAAGCUGUACAUAGGAAUAUAUAAGAAUGUACAUGGUCGUAAUAAUGCUGAGUUGGUGAAUCACUUUGCUGAGUUAAUGGGUAGGGAGCAGGAGUACGUAAUUGUGAAAGAACAUAUCCAACAGUCGAGAUGGCACAAAUUACUAUGGAACGCGACAUUCAAUACCCUUGCUACUCUAAGCGGUUUGCCAAUGAGAAGACUGAUGCGUGGGGUUGGCGUAUUGCCAAUAGCUAAAUCCAUUAUGGAUGAGAUCGCAGCAACUGCUGCUGCUAUAGGUAUUGAUCUUCCAGAAGAGACGAUUUCAGACAGUUUGGACAUGACGAUGAAGUAUUAUGGAGAUAUUGGUGAUGAUAAGUCAGAAGAAGACUUUAAACCAUCUAUGCUUAUUGACUAUGAAAUGAACAGACCAAUGGAGAUUGAGUGUAUUCUGGGUGAAGUUGUUAGGAUGGCUGGCAUGUAUCGUGUACCUGUACCGCACAUAGAGCUGGCUUACUUUAUUCUUAAGAUAAAGCAGGUUAGCCUAGUUGGUGCAGUUUAAUAUUAUCCGACAGUGCUGUGGAUUUGAGAAGUUGAUUUGAAAAGUAAUCAAGACUAGUAGGAAAAUUCAAAAAGUAAAGCCAAAAUAAAUUUAUGUUUCGCUACUGGUAAAUACUAUUAUUGUUUAUGUUCGCCUUUGCAACGCACUUCUGUACUUCUGAACUAGUUUGUCA
This is a messenger RNA of Wallemia mellicola CBS 633.66, 1195 nucleotides long. RefSeq lists its product as hypothetical. The record is from RefSeq and is a predicted model, not a curated record. Gene Ontology annotation, biological process: pantothenate biosynthetic process. Gene Ontology annotation, cellular component: cytoplasm. The transcript is spliced from 3 exons. Bases 1 to 1023 code for a protein of 340 amino acids. Gene Ontology annotation, molecular function: 2-dehydropantoate 2-reductase activity. NCBI's taxonomy places the organism in Eukaryota, Fungi, Basidiomycota, Wallemiomycetes, Wallemiales, Wallemiaceae.